Molecule: messenger RNA, 3525 nt
Organism: Haliaeetus leucocephalus (bald eagle)
Lineage: Eukaryota; Metazoa; Chordata; Aves; Accipitriformes; Accipitridae
Gene: LETM2
Product: leucine zipper-EF-hand containing transmembrane protein 2
Exons: 9
Coding region: 132-1646 (504 amino acids)
Biological process (GO): intracellular monoatomic cation homeostasis
Cellular component (GO): mitochondrial inner membrane
Molecular function (GO): ribosome binding
Source: RefSeq, a predicted model, not a curated record
GCCCGGCCGCCUCGCCGCCCGCUCCCCGAGACCCCCCGGCCGCUCACCGCUGGAGAUGAGGGUCCCUCCGCUGUCCGCGUCCGGCCGGAGCCGAUGACUCCGUGGCACCCCGGCCCUUCUACCGCUGUACCAUGCUCCUGGCAAGGGCCCGGUUGAGUUUCAGAGGCUCCCAUCUUCUUGCGCACUCCAAUUCUCCAUAUGCUCCAGCAGUUGCUUUUGUCCAACUAGUGGAUUCUCAUUUAAACCGGACUUGCAUAAGAGACUCUGAAAACCAGCCACUGCUGCACUCCACACGGUCGGGCACCUGUCUACCUCACUCGCCAGCUGAAGUUGUGCGAACGUUUCACACGUCCGCCUGCUUGCGUCAGCAGCUCCGAGAUGAACCUCCACCCCACCGAAGUACUGUAAACCAGGGUACUCAGCCUGCUAAAACUCCAACAAAACAAGUCAUAGAGAGUCCCGUGGGCAAAAAGUCUUUACGCCAAAAAAUUGUGGAUGAACUGAAACAUUAUUACAAUGGAUUCCACUUGCUUUGGAUUGACACCAAGGUGGCUGCCAGGAUGGUGUGGAGGCUGUUACACGGUCAGAUCCUCACUAGGAGGGAGAGACGAAGGUUGCUGAGAACUUGUGCAGAUCUCUUCCGGCUGGUGCCCUUCCUGGUGUUUGUCAUUGUCCCCUUCAUGGAAUUUCUGUUACCUGUGUUCUUGAAACUCUUCCCUGAAAUGCUGCCCUCGACGUUUGAGACAGAGUCAAAAAAGGAAGAAAAGCAGAAAAAGAAAUUAAAUGCAAAGCUGGAAUUAGCAAAGUUCCUGCAGGAGACCGUUGCAGAGAUGGCCAAAAGGAACAAAGCAGAUACAGGACAAGGAAAACAAUUCUCUUCUUACGUGCACCAGAUUCGUCACACCGGCCAUCAGCCCAGUACCCAGGAGAUCGUACGCUUCUCCAAGCUCUUUGAGGAUGAGCUGACCCUGGAACACUUGGAACGGCCGCAGUUGGUAGCUCUUUGCAAAUUGCUUGAGCUGCAGCCCAUUGGCACCAACAAUCUGCUCCGCUUUCAGCUGCUGCUGAGACUCAGAACUAUCAAGGCAGACGAUGAAAUGAUUGCCAAGGAAGGAGUCAGUGGCCUAAGUGUGUCUGAACUGCAGAGUGCGUGCAGAGCCAGAGGAAUGCGGUCAUUGGGUCUCUCGGAGGAGCAACUAAAGGAACAGCUCAGACAGUGGCUGGAUCUGCAUUUAAAAGAGAAUGUUCCACCUUCUUUGCUCCUGCUUUCCCGUGCCUUGUACUUGAUAGAUAUAAAGCCACAAUCUGUUCCAGUUCCACAAAAUAAGAUAGGUGAAACUGCUGAAAUCAUGACAUCCGUUCUCGAAGGUCAAGAGACGCUAGUGGAUCCUGCCCCCAUUGUACAGGGAAGAAAGAAUGAAGAAUUUGUAUCUCAGCCAACAGAGAAAUUGCCAGUCUCAGAAGUGUCAGUUAAGCCUCCCCCACGAGAGGUAAGCUUUUCAAAAUUCUUAGACUUUCCAAAGGAGAUAGUUCUUCACACAGCUUGGAGACAGACUGUGAAAAUUUGUGCUUCAAGAUGGUGUGAAUGUGAAGUUCAAGGAGCGACUGGAGGGAUUUUGGAUGAGAACUACAUUGAGGGCUGUUAAAUACAAAAAUACCAUGUGUGACUGAGAGACUGCAGUCAAAUCGGGGAAGGUAGCAGACCAUUGUGGGGAAUUACCAGUAUGUCCUUUCCUUGUACUCUUCCGUGAUAAUCUGCUUUGGACCACUAGGCUAGACCAGCCUUCCCUCAGAACCACCACAGUGUUAAGUGCUAUUUUUUAUCUGUAAAAGUAUUUCUACAGUGACUUGCCUUUCUUUUGCCUAUUUUCCUUUGUGAAUAUUUUAUUUCAAUUUACCUGCUUAUGUAUACAUCUAGGACAUCCACUUAAGGCAAGUUUGGGAGUCCAGACUGACUUUUAUCAACAAGAGAAUGCUUCUUUACCCUGAAGAACUUUGUUCUUAGUCAGCUGUUAUUCUCUAUAGCAGCUUCCCAUAGUAACUGGGAAGAUACCUUCUUCAAAACAAGUUUUGAAUGUCAAGAAGCAUUUGUAUUGGUACUGCCUAAAAUCUGUAACUUUCUCUUACACCUAGACUAAAAUGGAAGCAUCUCAGAGCAGCAAGGCCGGCGCCAAUGGAGUCUAGCCUGAAACCAGCAAGGACUGUCAUAACAGUGGGAGAGAAGAGCUUUUGUCUCUGCACCUCCUUAAAAAGAAAGAGUGACUUUCCAGGAGGCUGCUUUACACAAAAAGGUGUCAGUAGCCCUCAGGGGCCGCUCUAUCUAUUCCAAGCUUAUUAGCAACUAGGCCAUGCUAAGGCUAUCUGGAUGGCACCGGCUUCUCUUUGGUACCAGAUCCCCUGCCCCCAACAUUUUAACUUAUGUUGUAAAUAUGUUAAUAAUGACGCUACUGUCUGUGCUGUUACUGAAGAGGUGUUUGUGCUCUUAAGCCUUAGGAAAGGCAGCUUUUCAUUGUCAUAAAAGCCUGGGUGCAGAAUGAGCUAGGCUGGAAGUCCGGUAAAGCCUGUUCUACAGUUUGAAAUCCUCUGCAGGAACAUACCCACACAUCCAGGGCUUGCAGCUUGUCCUGCUGCCGCAGCUUUACAAGCUCAAGCUCUUGAUCCUAGUUAGCGUGGUUUAACCAAUAACUAGCACACAGAAUGACCCGUGUAGCCAUUGUAUUUCACGGUCGCGUUUGUACCAAGGAGAAUAACCACAGCAAAGGGAGGACCAUCGCUCUCCUCAGUGGUGUGGUUGAACUUAACUGGUCAGAAAGACUUGUGAACUUGCUGGACAAAAGCAGAGCAGCAAAGAGGACAGCUUCCACUGCGUGAGUGGUUGCAUUCAUCAGUAAGAGCUGCAUCGGGGCCAGACACUGUUAUAGAAGGCAGAGACUUGCAUUUUUAGGAUCUCACUGGGUCCUGUGAGGUGGCAACCUGGGGACCCACACACAUUGCCCAAGUCUGAUGUCAGACUUCGCUGAACCUCACCAGGCUCAGAACUACGCAUCAGCAAGUGCUCUCAGACUUGCUAUACUUUACAAAAUGAUUCUCCACACACUCCAGUGUUGACUGUUUUUUUGGUAGACUCUAUAGGAGGAUACUGAAAAGCUGUUUUUAGCAUUUGUUAAUUUUUUACUUUGUCCUAUGUAAAUGUUCAGAAAUUACUCACAUUAUGGGUUUUAAAUAUGUAUAUUUAUACUUACUGUAAAAUUAAAGUUAGACUUGGUGCUAAGUAGAAUGAUAUGUCUUUUCUAGAGGUCAGACAGCCUUUAGAACAAUCCAACUCAAAAAAAGCCAGUCAUCUCAAGGUCAGGUGUUAUCAGCACUUUAAACAUGUGACUUCAGGCUCUUACUAGCAAUGCAGAAACAGCUUGCAGAAGACAGCUACCGUCAUACUGUGUUCUUAGUUCUGUACCUGCACCCCUGCCUUGUUAGUACAGCCAGUAUGCAAUGCUGAAUAUUUGUAUUUAGCUGGUGGUUAGUAAA